This is a messenger RNA of Epinephelus moara (kelp grouper), 1009 nucleotides long. It is a transcript of the gene rln1, whose product is annotated as relaxin 1. NCBI's taxonomy places the organism in Eukaryota, Metazoa, Chordata, Actinopteri, Perciformes, Serranidae. The transcript is spliced from 2 exons. The coding region runs from base 220 to 762 and encodes 180 amino acids. Gene Ontology annotation, molecular function: hormone activity. The record is from RefSeq and is a predicted model, not a curated record. Gene Ontology annotation, cellular component: extracellular region.
UGAGUGAACCAGUGGCUACAGAGGGGAACAAAAAGAGGAAACCAAAGUCUGCUCUGCAACACAAGACAGAAGAAUACGAGCAUCUUCUACAACAUAACAGAAAGAAAAGUCAACAAGAGGGAAACUAACAGGAUUUUAAACGAUCAGAUCUGAGGUGGAGCCCAGCUUGACCCUCUUGUGCAGCGCAGAGUAGCUCGUUCCGUCACUUUCAAGUGAAAAAUGCUGUGGAGAUUGUCUCUCGCCGUGGCCGUGGUGUGCGUCGGUGGCAUAUGUAACUGUGUGAAGGCAGACGUGAUGAGCAGGCUGAUCAUACCGAGGGACUACGGGGUGAAACUGUGCGGCAGAGAGUUCAUCAGAGCAGUCAUUUUCACCUGUGGUGGCUCCCGGUGGAAACGAUCCACGGAGAGGGGCUUAGAUUCCUUCCAGUGGGGUUCCCUCAGUGACAUUACAGCAGAAGACAACCAGCACACCUGGCAAUCCAGCGCAGAGCUCACAGCAGAUAACCCCUCUCAGCUCCAUCCCAGCUCCUCUUACUCCCUGGCAGACCUCCUGGCUCUUUUCAGGGCUCGAGGAGACGGGCAGCAGCCGUCGCUGAGUGACUUUGCCUCGCUGAAGAAGCCUCAGCUGUCCACAGUUUCAGGCGAGCAAGCUACAGCCGACUGGCCCGUAGCGAGCAAGAAGAAGAGAAACUUUUCCCUGGGUGUGGCGGGGAAGUGCUGUAACCAGGGCUGCACUAAGAAUGAUAUCGGACGCUUGUGCUGAGGCAGGGAGAAAAAGGAUUUGUGACAUGAAGAUGUUGUGAUGGGCAGUAAUGAACAGUGUAUAAAGAAGUAGGAGGAGAGCAAGUUCACACCUGCUGUUCAGCAGGUUCGAGUCAGCCGAAUAUUUUAAUAUAUAUUUUCUUUAUUCUCCUCACUUGAUAUUUUCUUUUAAAAAAAAAAAAAACAUGUCCUGUAUGUUGCCCUUGAAGCACCGUUGAGAAUAAAUUUUAAAUACUGUUAAUAUGAAA